UUGACAGGGUGAACAGGAUCCCUUGCUUAACGUACUCGGCCAGCACUCACUGUGUUGUCCUGUUUGUGUCCGUGAUACCGCGUCCUUUUCCGCUGAGAAACGUUUUGACAUCACCGUGUGUCACUCGAUUCUCGCUUUGCGCAUAUUACCUCGUCUUUCUUUGCCUGUUCCUUCUUGAUCUAGCAGGCCAGCCCAGCCAAUUUCGGUACCUGUGCAAAAACCAAAGGACAACUGCACCGAACAUGCCUCGAUCCUUCCCUCCCUCAUCUGUCAAGAGACACAGCGGGCGCCGGUCGAGCGACACAGCACGCGACCGCGAUGUUCGCCAUCGUCCUUUUGCUGGCGAAGAACAAGAUCGCCAGGAACAGUCGAAAUGGAAAACGAUGAGACAACACUUUAUCGCCAUGAGCGGUGAAUUCGUGGGCACUCUCCUGUUCCUGUGGUUUUCGUUCGCCAUUGCACAAACCGCCGCAAUGACCGGAGGAGUGGCCGGAACGUCUUCUGAGAUCGUCCUCACAAGUUUGGGAUUCGGGUUCUCACUGCUCGUUACCGUUUGGGCCUUUUACAGAAUCUCGGGUGGCUUGUUCAAUCCUGCUGUCACUCUCGCCAUGGUGCUUACAGGCAACGUACCAUGGUUUCGCGGUCUAUUGCUUCUUCCAGCUCAAUUACUUGGCGGAAUUGUCGCAGCUGCCUUGGUCCGAUGCAUGUUCCCAGGACCUUUGUCUGUCAACACGCUUCUGAGCAACGGGACCACCCCUGCCCAGGGCGUAUUCAUCGAAAUGUUCCUGACUGCGCUCCUCGUUUUUACCAUUCUAAUGCUCGCCGCGGAGAAGCACUAUGCCACGUUCAUGGCCCCUGUGGGCAUUGGGCUUGCCCUGUUUGUGGCAAUGAUGGCUGGCGUGCACUGGACCGGUGCGUCACUCAAUCCUGCCCGAAGCUUCGGGCCGGCUGUGGCGACGCCGCAUUUCCCUGGCUACCACUACAUUUACUGGUUUGGCCCUAUCAUGGGCUCUCUCGUCGCAGCCGGAUACUACAAAUUCGUGAAAUACCUGAACUACGAAGAAGCGAACCCAGGCCAGGACGCCAUCGACGAAAGAGAGAAGCAGAAGCAAGACGAGAGGGCUGCUUCCGACGCUUGAUCGAUGCAUGUGGAUGCAACACACGGCUUUCUUCCCACCCUCUUACAGGGCAGUGUCAUGUAACACCGUGAGCUUCAUAGCGUUUGUGAACGUAUUGGUCGGUCCUAUUCAGUGGGUGGUGACUAUCGUUUGCCCCUUCGGAAGGGAAAAAGGUGCUUACACAAUGGCGGCCGGUUCAAAUGCUUUGGGAAACGAUGGGACUGGGUAUGAAUGGGGAUCUUUCGUUACGCCCGAAUUCCAAGGUCGAAGCCUCCAAGUGUUACCAUUGUCCGAUGACGGAUACCCCCGACUUCUGGGCGAUGUCGUCCAUCAGGUUUUGCUGUUCGACAGGUAAAUGGGCGGGCGGCCAGACCGAGGCUCCCAUUCAACCCAUUGGGAUAAAAAGGAAAUGUACACGCCAACGACGGGAAGCUCUCACGCAUAUAUUAUGACGGCAUAUCUUUUGACGAUAAACGACAUGUUCAAUAGCGACGCUGCACCAUCAUAGAAUACGCGAACAUGAAGCACACGUAUGGGAGGCUGGAUUUGCUAUAGGACGAAAUGUCUGUAACCUGUUGAGAUCAAUCCUACAAUUCACUGCCAUACAACGACACCAAACC
Exophiala xenobiotica is the source of this 1738-nucleotide messenger RNA. RefSeq lists its product as uncharacterized. Gene Ontology annotation, biological process: transmembrane transport. NCBI's taxonomy places the organism in Eukaryota, Fungi, Ascomycota, Eurotiomycetes, Chaetothyriales, Herpotrichiellaceae. Bases 243 to 1139 code for a protein of 298 amino acids. Gene Ontology annotation, molecular function: water channel activity. The record is from RefSeq and is a predicted model, not a curated record. Gene Ontology annotation, cellular component: plasma membrane. The transcript is spliced from 4 exons.